CGAUCGGCUAUAACGGAGCAUACAGUCAGAACACAGCGCGCGGAGCAGGAGACCACUCAACACCCGCUCGUGGGAACCACCGAGAGUAUCACCAGUGGGCUAUGGAGUAUAGUUGCCACCUCUCGCAAUAAAAGGACGCGUCCGGAACUUGUAUUAAUAUCGAGCGCACUGGGGAAGAUUGGACCUGUCACUCGACGUUCGCUCGUGUAUUUCUUGAUUCGGAGUGCUGUAGAGUUCGGGAGGGAGCUCUGGCUCAUUAUAUCGUAUCUAAAGCAGACGCGACGAGCCGCAGUCGUCUACCUGUUGAAAUCAUGAGUCACGCGGACAUGACUUGCUCUGCGCGUCAAAGGGUGUUUCAGGAAGCGCUCAGGAAGGGCAACACCAAAGAACUUCACUCCCUCUUACAGAACAUGACAAACUGUGAAUUUAACGUGAACUCGUUCGGACCGGAGGGACAGACGGCGUUGCACCAGUCCGUGAUCGACGGGAACCUGGAGUUAGUGAAGCUGCUGGUGAAGUUUGGCGCAGACGUCCGGCUGGCCAACAGGGACGGAUGGAGCGCGCUGCACAUAGCAGCGUUUGGUGGACAUCAAGACAUAGUUCUGUACCUCAUCACACGGGCGAAGUACUCAUCAAGCGCACUCUGAGGAAGUCAAAGACAGUCCGACACUGUACCUUAUGCCUUGCAUACAUUUGGUCCCUUUGUGCCAAAGCUUUGUGAUAUAACGUGUUUAUGAACUUGUCUUGAAUUGACAUGAGUGCUCACACAAUUCAAAUCCAAAAGGCAGUUUUAGGGAAUUUUGGUAAUGUAGGGCAAUGUUGGGUUGUUACAAUGUAUUGCCAACUUCUGAUGCAUGGUAAAAAAUAAUCAAUGCAUUCACUGCAAAAAAAAAAAAAACAACAUUGUCUUAAUCAAAUUGUUUCCCUGUAAAAUAUGUAAACAUCCUUAAAACAAGAUACAUUUUCUUGACAAGCAAAUCGGAUAUUUUGUUGUGUUCUCAGAGAAAGUUUAGUGAGGUUUUUGCUUAAGACAAGAACAAACUAUUUGCCAAUUGGGUAAGAAAAAUAAACAUAUUUCAAAGGGAAAAUACAUACCUCAUGGCAGAGAUUUUCUCCUUCUCUUUUUAAGCAUAUCGUGUAAUACAUUUUGUAAACUUUCUCUGAAAACAAGACUUAAUAUCUUAUGCCACUUUGUUUGUAAAGUACAUGUAUCUUGUUUUAAGAAUAUUUAGAUACUUUUCCUGGAAAACAAGACAAAAAUACAAAUUAAGUAAAAGAGGGGUUUCAGUGAUAUUUAUAGAUAUUGCAAAAGACAAACUGAACACUCAGAUCAAAGUAUAAAAGCGGACACUUGGUGGUCCAUCAAGAUGACUAGACUGACACAUGUGGCAUAAUUUUAUACAUUUAUGCAUUUGGCUGCCACUUUUAUCUAAAGGGACUUACAGUGCAUUCAAAGUAUACAUUUUAUCAGUUUGUGUGUUCCCUGGGAAACAAACCCAUGAUCUUGGUGUUGAUAGUGCCAUCCUCAACCUAUUGAGAUAGAUCUGUAGCUCAACAGGUAGAGCAUGCCACUAUAUACUGAAGGUAGUGCAUAUAUAGUGCACACACACACACACACACACACCCACCCACCCCGUCUGUAUGUUCUGUAAAACAGGGAGUGAUUUCAGCUACCUCAACUGUAAUGCAUUAUUGCAUGGUGACAUUGCAACAAUGGUCAUCAAGGUUAGUAUCACAUAGUUGACAAUUCAGGAUCUGUAGUUGAAAAUGUAUCAGUUUCGCUCCUCUUAAAUGGAAAUAUUCAAACAACACUUCCAGACACUAUCAAAAAGAACUGUGUUUUGGGACUGUCAUGUCAUCUUCAGGACUUUGCUACUGGUUUCUGAUUAGUUCCCAUUUCUAUUGAGUUCCUGACACUAAAGAGAAGCUCAUUUUAGAGAAACUGCAAUGGAUCUGUGAUAAGAGAUUGUGUGUUAUUUUCAGCUGAUAUCUAAAUGUCAUACUCCUCACAUUUCAAGCCCAAUUUUACAGUUUUGUCAUUCAGAUGUUGAGCAAAUCCAUAGAACGAUGACAUAUCACACAAGUCUAUAGAAUGCACCGUAUCCUAAAGCUAAAAUAGGCCUUUUCUGCUUAGACCCCUUGCCAACUCAGGCAAGAUGUGGUAAGGUUUGAACAUUAUGUUGUGACUUUUGGAAUGCUUGUUAUGAAGUGUCAUUCAAAGCCAGUAUGGCUUUAAAAUAUGCAUCAUUACUUAUACUUGAGAAUGUUUUAACUAUUGCACUGAUGGCUGUUUUAUGACUUGUUGGUGUCAUGCCAACUUUUAAAGAUAAUAUUUUUCUAAAUGGAAAAAAAUUCUUAUUGUAUGGAAGCUUCAGGGUGGUUUUAACUCAUUCUUCGCAAAGGCAUUUAUAUGCCUAUGAAUUGAAAUAUGUUUAAUUUUACACACUCUGCUUGAAUGUUCCUUUGUAUAUUCUAGAGACUAUAACAACUGUUAAACUUUGGCAGAGUUAACUGGGUAUCAUUUUGACCUGAUGAGGGAACAUACAAGUAGAGUGUCUAGAAACAACUCUUGGAGCACUUCCUAUCUGACGUCCCAUCCUCCUCUUUUUCAGGGGGAUGCUACAUAGUAAAACCAGUGUAACAAGAACUUGCACAAUGCAAGUCUUUACUUGAUAAUGCCAUAACAUUUAUGACAUGAAAGUAAAAGUAACUUCUUUGAGAUGAAAGUGAAAUGACUGAUUUUGUUUGGACCAACUUUUGAUAUAUUAUUUUCAUCAAAGAAAAGUUUGUGGAAGAGGCCUACAAAUUGGACUCUCAUUUUGUUUUUGUCUUUUGUGAAUUGUUACUUUGUUGUGUGUGUGUAUAUAUAUAUAUAUAUAUAUAUAUAUAUAUAUAUAUAUGUUAGCUGUUCGUUUAUGUUUGAAAUGCUAUAAGUGGUCAUAUUUUAGAGAUAUUACUUGCUGUAUUUUGAACUUUUGUACAAAGGCAUUUUUUAUAUUAA
Molecule: messenger RNA, 3001 nt
Organism: Xyrauchen texanus (razorback sucker)
Lineage: Eukaryota; Metazoa; Chordata; Actinopteri; Cypriniformes; Catostomidae
Product: notch-regulated ankyrin repeat-containing protein B
Exons: 2
Coding region: 312-647 (111 amino acids)
Cellular component (GO): cytoplasm
Molecular function (GO): protein binding; phosphatase regulator activity; enzyme inhibitor activity
Source: RefSeq, a predicted model, not a curated record